AUGUCUGGUGAAGAAGCAACAGAUGAACGGCCAAAUAUUUCACCGACUGAUAGGUUUAAAAUUGAAACAUUUAAUUAUAUACAUGAUAUUUGUGCAAACAGCUUGGAUAAACGGUUUAUAAGUAAUACAAAAUUACUAAGCGAUUGCAUUUGCCUGGAUCCUAAACAUUUUAAUUCGAUAAAAAAUGAAGUACCUGCAAAUGCGUUACUAGAACUUUCAAUUCUAACAACUAUUGAUAGAAACACACUUGCAUAUGAAUUACAACAAUUUGCUUUACAGUUUAAUUCUAUUACUAAAACUUUUGAAGCUACUUUCACAUAUUAUUUAACUGAAGACUCCCAAUUUCCUAUUUAUGAACAUGAACUAGAUUUAGACGAAGAUCAAGCAUCCGUAAUUGAUCCAUCCAAUAAUUUUACUUGUGAAAGAACCUUUUCCAAAUUAAAAAAUAUCAAAACAAAACUAAGAUCAACUAUUUCCCAAGAAACAAUGGAAGCAUUGUUAUUGAUGAAUAUAGAAAGAAAUGUUGAAAUUGAUAAAGAAAGUGUAAUUGAUUCUAUUUGA
Macrosiphum euphorbiae (potato aphid) is the source of this 561-nucleotide messenger RNA. Lineage: Eukaryota; Metazoa; Arthropoda; Insecta; Hemiptera; Aphididae. The record is from the annotation of a GenBank genome assembly.